This is a messenger RNA of Malassezia vespertilionis, 1509 nucleotides long. Its product is annotated as exopolyphosphatase. Gene Ontology annotation, cellular component: cytoplasm. Gene Ontology annotation, molecular function: exopolyphosphatase activity. NCBI's taxonomy places the organism in Eukaryota, Fungi, Basidiomycota, Malasseziomycetes, Malasseziales, Malasseziaceae. The coding region runs from base 1 to 1509 and encodes 502 amino acids. The record is from RefSeq and is a predicted model, not a curated record. The transcript has a single exon.
AUGCCGCCCCCGCCAACGCUGCCCGCGUAUGUGCAAUGGGCGAAGCAGCAAACGAUGGAGCAUCUGCGUGCAAGCAAACACGGCAAGACGCCAAACAAGCACCUGCUUAUCGUCAUGGGCAACGAUGCGGGCGAUCUUGACUCUGCCGCUAGUGCGAUGGGUCUAAGCUAUCUGCUCGCCCACGACGCCAAGCUGCGGGCCAAGUACCACCUGGGCGACGAUGCGAAUGUCGUGCCGCUCCUCCAGACGCCCCGCGACGAUUUGGAAGAUAGGAGCGAGAACGUGCUUGUGUACGACAUGCUCGGCAUCUCGCGUGAGGAUAUCCUCUGCAUCGAUGAUCUCGGGGUCAGUAUCCACCAUUCUACGUACCUCUCGCCCGAACAAAAUGUAUCGCUGGGCCUUGUGGACCACCCGUUGCUCACCCCUGCAUGGGGCGGCGCCAAGGAGGACCCACACGAGCGCCAGGUAGAUGUGAUUGUGGACCACCACGAAGAGCAAGGCGCUCACCUCGAUGCGAAGCUGCGCAUUAUCCGAUCGCCCAGCAACGAUCCCGUCGGCUCCACCGCCAGUCUCGUUUCCAAUUUGUUCCACGACUCAGGCAAUACGCCGCCACAUGCGCUUGCAGAUCUGCUCUUGAGUGCGAUCGUGCUCGAUACAAAGAAUGUGGUGAUGCUGCCGAAAGGCAAGGCGUCCGCGGUGGACCUGGCCGCCUACAAAUUCCUCCUCCCCCACUCCUCCUUCAAGACGGCCACAAGCGCAGCUUCGUUUGUAAGCGAAGCGCAAGAGCGGCUCUCGAACCUUGCUAAUGCAGCUGGCGUGGUGUAUGAUACGAGCACCCAUGCCACGAAGCACGAGACGACUGCGGUGUGGUCCAAACUGUUGCGCCAAGUCAAGGCAAAUGUAGCACAUCUCGACACGCAUGGCCUGCUCGCGCGCGACAUGAAAAUCGCCGACGUGCACACUUCGCAGGGCAAAGUCCGCUUCGGGAUAUCGAGCGUCCCCCUCUCCCUCUCUGCGUGGCUCAGCGGUGCAUACCGGCAGCACGCCAAGCCACAUGAUACCACCGACGCGGCGGUGGAGCAAGAAUGGCGCCGUUGUUGGGUGACUAUGCACGCCUGGAUGCAGGAACGAGGGCUCGACAUCGCUGUCGUGCUUCCCUCGUUCAAGGAGAUGCACAAUGGCAAGCUAAAGAGCCGCCGCGACUUUGCCAUGCUGUAUGCAGCGCCGCAAGGCGGCAAAGCAUUUGCCGACGUGCUCGCCGAGCUGGAAGCGUGGGGCAAGCCCGGCUCCCUUGCGCCAAGCGCAACAUUCCUCGAUCUGCGUCCUUGGCGUGGGCAGCGGCUCAUCCGUGGCGAACGCGAGCGGGUGCAUGGUUUGGGCGCCGACGGCCAAGUACAGAUUCCAACCGCCGCGCCGAUCUACGGCACGGUGCUUCGGCAGGGCAACACGAACGCAAACCGCAAAGUGGUGCAGCCUGCGCUGGUGCGUAUUUUGAAAUAUAUAUUGUAG